AUGAGUGGCUCGAGCCUUGGCGCCUCCGGCUGCCCGUACCGCAAUCAGCGCAGCAGCGCGCAAAACUUGAGUGAAACGCCGGCCUCCAGUAGCGAUCCAGUUAGUUACAAGCCCACGGGCGACCACAUGGCGGCGUCUAGCGUAUCGGGUGCCCCACCGCACGUGAGCCCAUUCGAUCAGCAGCGAAAGUCAGACACGGCGACGACGUCGCAGCCACCUCCGCUCACCGCCAAGGACCCCGCCGGUUUCGCCUACAAGACAGUGCGCGAAAGACUGGCCGUCAUCUUGACCAGAACCAUGGACACCGCUUCUAACGAUGUGGCCACGAUGGAACCCGACGCGUGCGAAGAUAUGAACCUCGUCGCAGAACGUCUGACCAAGUUGCGCGACGAGAUCGCAGCCAACAAGGCGCUGGUUGCCCUCGAGGACGACUUUGAAAAUGCGACAGUGUGGAACGCGGUGCUCGACGAGUACACGGCCGAAGGCAAGGGCGACCCGCCGCACUGGUACGACGUGCCCUGGUUGUACUUUGAGACUUACUUCUACCGGUGCAUCUUUGGGGCGUUCUACGCAUCGCCGAAGCUGAAGGAUUACGAUUACUUUGCCAAGUUCAAGCAUGAGGCGCUGGAAGGCUCGAUCAAUGCAGUAAGCAUUCUCAUCGAUUCUGCGGCUGCAAGCGAACAGCGGGAUCUUGCGCCGACGGCACUCAAGCAGGCCACUCGCAGUCAAGCCGACGCUCUGCAAAAGACUGACACGCUUCGGUCCUUCAUCAUUUCCAACCACACCGACAAGCUGAUGGAGCACCUGUGGAAGCUUCGCGAACGAAAUCUCGGUGGCAAAAAGCCGACACGGUUGCACUGCGUGGUGGACAGCUCGGGCUACGAGCUAUGCUCGGACUUUGUCCUCUUCGACUUCCUGCACAUAAUGGGCUACGUGACCGGCGUGACAAUACACGCUAAGGCCAUACCCUACUACGUGUCAGACGUGAUGCGCCGGGACAUGUCGUGGACUCUGCGCAAGAUGCAAAAGAGCGAACAUGAGUCAAUGCGGAUGGCGACACAGAGACCCGAGCUCUACAAGACGCUGCAGUCGGCGGACUUGGUGUUUAUUAAAGGGGACGCCAACUACCACAAGCUGGUGGGAGACCUCGAGUGGGACCCGUCAGUUCCUUUCAAGCAGGCAAUCAGGGGCUUUGAGCCAACAUUCUUGUGCGCACUCUGCACCAUCAAGUCGAACACUGUGGUGGGUGUGGAUAAAUCGGUUGUCCACGAGGUGGCGGAGCUAUCACCAGAAUGGAUGAUUACAGGCGAGUACGCAGUCAUAAAGUGCGCGGGAAUGACUUAA
This is a messenger RNA of Rhipicephalus microplus (southern cattle tick), 1344 nucleotides long. RefSeq names its product damage-control phosphatase ARMT1. Gene Ontology annotation, molecular function: phosphatase activity. Gene Ontology annotation, biological process: DNA damage response. Lineage: Eukaryota; Metazoa; Arthropoda; Arachnida; Ixodida; Ixodidae. Gene Ontology annotation, cellular component: nucleus. The record is from RefSeq and is a predicted model, not a curated record.